Plasmodium vivax (malaria parasite P. vivax) is the source of this 1976-nucleotide messenger RNA. RefSeq names its product variable surface protein Vir18, putative. Bases 1 to 1533 code for a protein of 510 amino acids. The record is from RefSeq and is a predicted model, not a curated record. The transcript has 2 exons. Lineage: Eukaryota; Apicomplexa; Aconoidasida; Haemosporida; Plasmodiidae.
AUGGGUUGGCCGUUUGGAAGAUAUAAUAUAAUUAGUAACCUUUACAACAGAUACAAUGAUGCUCCAUGCAUGAAUACUUAUGCUACUAUUAAAAGUGACAUUAUACAAAAAAUUGAAGAUUUUGAAAAAGCUACUCAUGACAAUUUUUACGAACAAUGGGAUCAAUUAAAUAAACAUAUAAUACAAAAAGAUAAAGAAUUAAGUGCAUGUUAUAAAAAACGAUAUGUAAAUUCUAAAUUAAAUGAUGAUGAAACAAUAAAGAAUUUUAAAAAAAAAUGUAAUGCGAAGCGUGAAUGUAAUAAUGGCAAAUCUCCUGCUAAAAAAACUCCAAUAAUUAAACCUACUACACAAAGAAAUUGUAAAGGAAGUAUGGGUUGUAAAAGUGAAACAACAGAAAGAGUAGAUUUUAAAUCACAAUCAAAAUUUGUCCCAGGACCUACUGAUCCCAAAAGUUUGGAAAUAAAAAAUCCCAAAGAUCAAGAUCAAAAUCAAGCUGAUGUACAAAAAGCAGGGCAAGAAAGCGUAGUUCCACAACCUCAAACUAUAACAAUGCCUUCUGGUAGUUCUGAUGGAACUCAUGAUAAGGCCUCUCAAAAAAUAGUUAUUCAUCAUUCUACCACCCCGGGAACGGUAGAAACUCAGGAACAACAGUUAAAUGCUUCGGUCUCUUCCGGAAUUAGAGGACUGGAUAGCUCUCUAAGCGAUCCUUCUUCAGAAUGUGUGUCUGGAAAAACUUCUGAUUCAACUUGUACUUCAAUGGGAAAAAAUUUAGGUACAAUAUAUAUUCAAACUAAUGAACAUAGUGGUAAAACAUUAGACGCUAAUAAUCCUGAAACUCAGGAUUCUGCUGGUAAUGUCCUUGCGGAGCAAACUAGUGAUGAUAAGUAUAUUACUAGUAAAAUAGCUCAUAAUUUAUCUUUUCCUGAAGGCACUCCUGGUUUUGUACAACUUGCUGAUGAAGAUUCUCCUCCUACAAUUACUGAUAGAGGAAGCACUGGUGCAGUUGCUUCAGAUCCUGAAAGUACCGGUACCGAAAAAGUUGUUAGUGAAUCUCUCUCCAGUGCUCCUAGUGAUGCACGUAAUAAUGGUAUAACUGAUGUUGAUAUGUCCAAUGAUUUUAAAGCUGCUGAUAGCGAAAUUAAAAGUGUUAAAGUUUCUCAUGUCCUCACACAUGGUAGUGAAGGUUUAUGUACUGAAGGUACAUGUAAUGAAGCACAAAAUACUGAAAUAACUUCUAAUAAUAAUAAUGAUAUAUUAGGUACACUUAGUCGUGUAUUCAACGUAAUAGAAGAAAAUAAGGAUAAUAUGAUAAAGGCUUCAGCACCCAUGGGAAUUGUUCUGUUAUUGGGCCUUCUUUUUAAAUUCACACCUUUGUGGAGGGUUCUUACUAAAAAGAAUAGAAAGAACGAAGCAGUUAUCAAUGAAGAAUUGAAUAGCGUACUACAAGAACCUUCAAUUAUGGAUGACGAAAGAAGUAUCCCAUUUUCAUAUGGUGCUUUUGAAUAUUCAACGUUUGAUCAAAAUUCAUAUUAAAAAAUUGAUCAUUCAUAUAUAUAAUCAAACAUGAAAUAAGAACUAAUCUUUUUUGGUAGUUUAUUUUUAAUUAGAUUUUUUGUCAAAUUAGCAUAAAAAUAUAUGCGUCAUAUUAUUAAAAAUACAUAGUUUCAAAAAAUUUUAUGAAAAAUACCGUAUUCAUUAUCGUAAUUAAAAUACAGCCAUAUAAAACAGUAUAUUUUCUUGUAAAUUUUUAAAUCUUACAUAUUUUCUGAAAUUUUAUAUGCUGAAUUAUUUUUAUUUAGUACAUAUAUACAUAUUGUAAUUCAAUUGAUUGUAUACUAUUAUAUGUCUUAUUCAAUAUGUUUCUUACAUAAAUCAAAAAUUAAAACAGAAUUAACCUUUUUUUGUGUUUAUAUAAAGUUUCAUCUUUUUUUUUAAUUGGAACUAAAUUAAAAUAUGUUAAAGCAUUGUAAAUGUUU